ACAGAUUCAGAAAUAGUGGAGCAUGAGCCAGCGGGGCCGUCGAGACCGGUGACAUUGGAAGGUGUUCUUCAUGUGGACAGAGUAGCCGCUCUACGUUGUCACUGCCCCAGCAUUCUACAACGAUGGGCUGCCAGACCCCGUCAUUGGCCGUCGCCAGUCAUAGUUCGGAAAGUCGUAUCAUUGGGAGCAUUUCUAACCCCGGUAGGUUUUAAGGAUAGUCAAUAUAAGGACAUCGAGUGGAGGAUAUGCUUUAACACCGGUGAGGCAGAACUUGUAAAUAAUCUUAAUGGCACACAAGCGCAUGUGCAUGUUAUGCUUAAAAUGAUUCUCAAAGAUGUUUUAAGGCCUCGUAAGAAAGAAGUAACAUCAUACGUGAUUAAAAAUAUAGUACUUUGGCAAGCUGAGCGAAACCCACAGAACAGCUUUGAUACACGGAGUUUUUUCCACUGGCUUCAAAACGGACUGAGAGAACUUAAGAAUGCUAUUGUCACACAACAACUGUCAUACUACAUGAUUCCGGAAAGAAAUUUAAUGGCAGCCUGUGGUUUGCAAGAUAAGCAGCAAAGACAAUGGGUAGCAGCUAUAUCGGAAAUGAUGGACGAUGGUCCGUGGGUUAUUAUGAGACUGCCGAGGAUACGACAGGCCAUCUUGGCGUCCCCAGAGCCGAUGUUGUGGUUCAUCAAGAAAAGGAUGGAGCUGGAAAUGCUGUUCCUAGAGGGGUUGAACAGACACGACACAGUUCAAAAUGAGAACGGAAUAGUUGAUGAGUCUGAUUCUGAGUGUGAUGCUAUCCUGCAGGAUAUAUUGAGACGUAGGGGAGAGCUAGUGACGGAGGUGGCGCAACGGAUGCUCGAGGAAGGCUCUUCUGUUACUAAUAUGUCGGCUAUAACCUGGAGAUUAUUAAUGUGAUAAUGCUUUAGUGUGCAAGGCAAAAAGUGUGCUGGAGGAUAAAAUCAAUUUUACACAAGGUAAAAAUGAGAAUGAGAUGCAGUUUUGACUCGAAAAUAACCCUUCAGGAAAUAAGAAAUCGAAUGAGCGAAGCAGAGAGAGAGAGGGGGAGAGUUACUUUAAAAUAUCACAUUCCAUAAACCAGGCUGUCAAAACUUAUUAAUAUAAUUUAAAUCAGUGUGAACUCUCAUAUGAGUGCAAGCUACCUACACACUGUAAGGACUCCUCCUGCACCCACAUGUAAAAAAUAUUGUGUGAGAGCAAUUUGUGUGUUCUAAGUGUGUAUACAUAGACGUGGGCUGAGUGAAGAUAGCUACUUUAAAUUUCAAUCUGUUCUGAAGACCAACUCUGUCAAAACCUAUGUAUAGCAUACGGUGUGAUUAUUGUACAGACAAUGAAAUUUCGUCUUGGGUUGUUUACCAAAGAUUCGGAGAUAAUCAACUUUAGUAUGCAUUCAUGUGUUUUGCGUUACCACUUAAAGUUAAAUGCAUGACACAUCAAUACAUCUUGAGCCUUGCAUACUUUAUGUGUUUGUCAAAUUAUUUUAAAAUCCGUAAAGGCAUCGGGGUAUUGAGCCAUAAGCUACAUAUGGAGAAAACAUUACUGUUAUUCUUUAAUAUUUGAGCUGAAAGUGUGUACUUGACAUUGAUUGGUAAGGAAGUUGUUUGGAUCUGUUUGAUGAUUAGCGCAGACUGAUGAUGUGCUACCCUGUCCGCUAUGAAGUCCCGUGAAGUGUCCUGAUCUCAUAAGCGGACAUUGUAGCGUUUGACCAGACUGCGUUCAUGCACAGGCUGGUAUGAAGCUACGCUAGCCGCAUGUGGCAUAAGACACAUUUUCGAUUGAUGCGGCUCAAUUAAGCGCCACAUGCUAACUUCAAAAUAAAGUGACAGUGUUAAACUGUGAUAUUUGAUUUUAAAGUAUGUCAUUGAAACUGAAAGCAUCAUUCUCUGCCUCAUAUGAAAUAUUAUUUGUGAAAGUAAUUUAGGCAAACAUUUGUGCGUUUAUCCAAAUUGUUGCAUGCAAUGAAAACUCAGAGCUCCGAAAAAAGUAUUCAAAUAAUAACGUGUUAUACUGGUAUUAAAAAAUGACAUCAAUGUAAAAUAUCAACUUUGAAAAUGUACAAAUGUGGAUAUGGCACGUAUCACGGUUCAUAGUACAUGUUAAAUGUAUUGUUAUCUUGCUAUUGAAACGAACUUUAACAUUGAAAUUAUAACACCAGUACAAACUUUUUUUUGUAUUUUAUUAAAUCAUUUAAUCAGAUUAUAUCGAUGACAUGUUUAUUAUUGUAUACUCACCUAGCGUUCAGGAGGUUCGUUCCUAACUCUGGAAGCUUUCUUAAUGUUGUCUCGAAUCAACAGACCUCAAAUAAAUAUCACCUACAGCUCAUAUAUACCAAUAGUGAAUGCACUAUGAAACACAUGUUACUAUUAAUUUAAAGGUACUGAAUACAUCGCAGUCCAACAUAGAGCCGCGUUCUUGGAUAACCGGACUUAAAAGAGUAUGCGUAAAGUGUUGUCCCAGAUGAGUCUUUGCAGCCCGCUUAGGCUAAUCAUGGCCCACACGCUAUUAUGGAUUUUUUUGUUUAAAGGAGGUCCCUUAUUAACGAACAUCCAUUAUUAACGAACAUCCAACUUAGGGAUGUGUCGUCCAUUAUUAGCCUGUGCGGUCUGUACGUACAUGCAUUAAGUCCAGUUUUUCAAGAACGAGGCUCAAUGUUUAACGCUCAUAAACAGCACGUUUCAAUACUACAUCAUCAUAUAUUCCAACAUAUAUAUCAUGUCUAAUUUACUCUCAGCAUACACGAACGGCUUAUUAUGAAUUGCUUUCAUGACUUUUUUCUUAAUUGUGAGUGUUUAAGUUAUUACUGUUCAGAAUCAAUCAAGAACUUGAAUUUUUACUGAUCGUGUCUACAUUGAAACAUGACUUUGCUAUAAAUUAUUAACAAAAUGAGACUAGUGUA
Dreissena polymorpha is the source of this 2908-nucleotide messenger RNA. RefSeq lists its product as uncharacterized. The record is from RefSeq and is a predicted model, not a curated record. The transcript has a single exon. The annotation marks the transcript as partial. Lineage: Eukaryota; Metazoa; Mollusca; Bivalvia; Myida; Dreissenidae.